Ornithorhynchus anatinus (platypus) is the source of this 6173-nucleotide messenger RNA. RefSeq names its product karyopherin subunit beta 1 (gene KPNB1). Bases 192 to 2822 code for a protein of 876 amino acids. Gene Ontology annotation, cellular component: cytoplasm; nucleus. Gene Ontology annotation, biological process: protein import into nucleus. The record is from RefSeq and is a predicted model, not a curated record. Lineage: Eukaryota; Metazoa; Chordata; Mammalia; Monotremata; Ornithorhynchidae. The transcript is spliced from 22 exons. Gene Ontology annotation, molecular function: small GTPase binding; nuclear import signal receptor activity.
UAUCCCUCCGCCGGCGCGGUUGGGGCCUUGCCGUCCUCGCCGCCCGAGAGCACGCUUCACUCCUUCUCCCUCCGCGCAGCGGCUGCAGGAGGAGAAGAGCCGCGGGCAGAAGGGGGAGCCGGUGAAUGGGCUUGUGGUGACCCUCCCCGCCCCCGCUCCCGAACCCUUCCCCCGCCGCCGCCGCCGUCGCCAUGGAGCUGAUCACCAUCCUCGAGAAGACCGUGUCUCCCGAUCGCAAUGAGCUGGAAGCGGCGCAGAAGUUCCUGGAGCGAGCGGCCGUGGAGAACCUGCCCACUUUCCUGGUGGAACUGUCCAGAGUGCUGGCAAACCCAGGAAACAGCCAGGUGGCCAGAGUCGCAGCUGGCCUACAGAUCAAGAACUCUUUGACGUCAAAGGAUCCGGACAUCAAGGCCCAGUAUCAACAGAGGUGGCUCGCCAUCGACGCGAACGCCCGCAGGGAGGUCAAAAACUACGUUUUGCAGACUCUAGGGACGGAAACCUACCGGCCGAGUUCCGCCUCCCAGUGCGUGGCCGGCAUCGCCUGUGCAGAGAUUCCAGUGAACCAAUGGCCCGAACUCAUCCCCCAACUGGUGGCCAACGUCACCAACCCCAACAGCACAGAGCAUAUGAAAGAGUCAACGUUGGAAGCAAUUGGUUACAUCUGCCAGGACAUCGAUCCUGAGCAGCUGCAGGACAAAUCCAAUGAGAUCCUGACUGCCAUAAUCCAGGGGAUGAGGAAAGAAGAGCCCAGUAACAAUGUGAAGCUAGCAGCCACCAAUGCACUCCUGAACUCAUUGGAGUUCACCAAAGCAAACUUCGACAAAGAGUCCGAGAGGCACUUUAUUAUGCAGGUAGUCUGCGAAGCGACCCAGUGUCCAGACACAAGGGUCCGAGUGGCUGCGCUACAGAAUCUGGUGAAGAUAAUGUCCCUGUAUUAUCAGUACAUGGAGACGUACAUGGGCCCUGCUCUCUUCGCUAUUACAAUCGAAGCGAUGAAAAGCGACAUCGACGAAGUGGCCCUGCAGGGAAUAGAGUUCUGGUCCAACGUGUGCGACGAGGAAAUGGAUCUGGCCAUCGAGGCGUCCGAGGCGGCAGAACAAGGCCGGCCUCCCGAACACACCAGCAAGUUUUAUGCCAAGGGAGCUCUCCAGUACCUCGUCCCCAUCCUCACGCAGACGCUAAGCAAACAGGACGAAAACGACGACGACGACGACUGGAACCCCUGCAAAGCGGCGGGCGUGUGCCUCAUGCUGCUGGCCACCUGCUGCGAGGACGACAUCGUCCCCCACGUGCUGCCCUUCAUCAAAGAACACAUCAAGAACCCCGACUGGCGGUACCGGGAUGCCGCCGUCUUGGCCUUCGGCUCCAUCUUGGAAGGGCCGGAGCCCAAUCAGCUCAAGCCCCUGGUCAUCCAGGCGAUGCCCACUCUAAUAGAACUAAUGAAGGACCCCAGCGUGGUGGUCCGAGACACCACGGCCUGGACGGUGGGCCGGAUCUGCGAGCUGCUCCCCGAGGCCACCAUCAACGACGUCUACCUGACCCCCUUGCUGCAGUGUCUGAUCGAAGGCCUCAGCGCGGAGCCCAGGGUGGCUUCGAACGUGUGCUGGGCCCUCUCGAGUCUAGCGGAAGCUGCCUACGAGGCUGCAGACGUAGGUGAUGAUCAGGAAGAACCAGCUACCUACUGCUUGUCGGCGUCGUUCGAACUAAUAGUGCAAAAACUCCUGGAGACCACCGACAGGCCCGACGGACACCAGAACAACCUGCGGAGUUCCGCCUACGAAUCCCUGAUGGAAAUCGUGAAGAACAGUGCCAAAGACUGUUACCCCGCCGUGCAGAAGACAACGCUCGUCAUCAUGGAGCGGCUGCAGCAAGUGCUUCAGAUGGAGUCCCACAUCCAGAGCACGUCGGACCGGAUCCAGUUUAACGACCUCCAGUCUCUGCUGUGCGCCACUCUCCAGAACGUGCUCCGGAAAGUGCAGCACCAGGACGCCCUGCAGAUCUCAGAUGUGGUCAUGGCCUCCCUGUUACGGAUGUUCCAGAGCACGGCCGGCUCGGGGGGCGUGCAGGAGGACGCCCUGAUGGCCGUUAGCACGUUGGUGGAAGUGUUGGGUGGCGAGUUCCUGAAGUACAUGGAUGCUUUCAAGCCUUUCCUGGGCAUCGGGUUGAAGAACUACGCCGAGUACCAGGUUUGCCUGGCAGCGGUGGGCCUGGUGGGAGAUUUAUGUCGAGCUCUGCAGUCCAACAUCUUACCUUUCUGUGAUGAGGUCAUGCAGCUGCUGUUGGAGAACUUGGGGAACGAGAAUGUACACAGAUCAGUGAAGCCUCAGAUCCUCUCCACGUUUGGUGAUAUCGCUCUUGCCAUCGGGGGAGAGUUUAAGAAGUAUCUAGAGGUGGUAUUGAAUACCCUCCAGCAGGCGUCCCAAGCCCAGGUGGACAAGUCUGAUUAUGACAUGGUGGACUAUCUGAACGAGCUGAGGGAAGGCUGCCUGGAAACCUACACCGGAAUCAUUCAGGGACUGAAGGGAGACCAGGAGAACGUGCACCCGGAUGUGAUGCUGGUACAACCCAGAGUAGAGUUUAUUCUGUCCUUCAUUGACCACAUCGCUGGAGACGAAGACCACACGGACGGCGUCGUGGCUUGUGCUGCUGGCCUGAUAGGGGAUUUGUGUACGGCAUUCGGGAAGGAUGUGCUGAAAUUAGUAGAGGCUAGGCCCAUGAUCCAUGAACUGUUAACUGAAGGGCGAAGAUCCAAGACUAACAAAACAAAAACUCUUGCUACCUGGGCCACGAAAGAACUGAGGAAACUGAAGAACCAAGCUUGAUCUUCGUCUAAUUGGGAUGGUACCCGAGGCCCCCCCACUGGAAAAAUCUCCAAUCUUAUGAAAAAAAACCCGGAAGCAAGGAGUGUGCGCGGAUGCUGAAUGUUUGGGAAUGAGAGGAUGAGUGAGUGAGGCUUGAACACACCACAUUGAAACCCCGGCCCGGCGGCCCCUAGCCGUGCCGUUAGUGAGCCGCGCGCUGACUUGCGUAGAACACCGCACCACCGGCUGUCUCGGAAAAGAGAAAACGGCAGAUUUCCGGGCCAGAGCGAGAAGGAGGGCCUUCUCUUCCCGAGAGAGGCGAGAACUCUUUUCUGUCUUUGGGCCAGCGUGGAGUGGAGUGACUAGCUGGAGAGGAGGUCCCGGGUUCAACUGUGGUGCUUUGUUGUUAGACGCCUGGCCUUUGCUACUGAAGAGAGAGAGAGAGAGAGAGCGCGAGAGAGAGAGAGAAAGAGAUGGAGUCUGGGUCUGCAGCCCACCUUCGGGGUCCUUUUGCCCCAGGGCACUGUCCGCGUGGGGACUGAAAGGAGGGAGAGGGAUUUUUUUUCAGUCUACGAGUGAAUGUGUGUGAGUGAGACGGAAUCCACAUUCUCAACUUCAAGUCAUUGCAGUCUAUCUCCCAGGAAAAACACAUAAACGCACAUACACACCCACACACACACACCCACACCAAAAGGGUUAGAAGUUGCAUUUCCUAAACUAACCGAAGUUGUCUACUGAUGCAGCACAAGAGAUGUGAAAAGGCAGAAAGCAAGAAAGGAAAGCCACCCUGGUGGUUUGUUGUCUUUUUUUUUUUCUUUCUUUCUUUUUUUUUUUUUUUUUUUGUUGUUAGAGGGGUGACCGUGGCACCCUGGCCCCACGUGACGCUUCUCGUGAUUCCCCUACGUGGCGCCUUUACUUCUAGGGUUCAACUGUGAAUGUAGAAGUGGGGAAAAGAGAAAGACAGCCCCGGGGUUAGAGAAAUUAGAAAAAUAGCACUGUCAGAGACAAAAAACAAAAAGCCCCACCACGACCCAUUCAAACCAAAUUCAAUGUUCAGAAUUGGCAGAGUCGAAGGGAACACUCUCUCCUGACUUGUACUAUGGCAGCCUGCCCCCUAAAUUGUGCCAAAGAGUUUAAAAAGCAAAACCAACACACGAACAAAAAUACAGAGUACAGCAAACUUCAGGUAACUAUUUUGGAUUGCAAACUGGGGAUAAAUUUAAAUGUCAAACAAAAUCUGAUAAAAUACCCUUUGGAAACUGCUUGGCCUUCUGUUCUCUUUUAUUUGAUUUGAUUGACUCCACUGUAGUAGUGAUCUCUUGCUGCACUCGCAAACCAACAAAACAACCCCGCUGCCCACCCACUGUAUAUAAAUAUAUACAUACAUAUAUAUAUAUAUAUAUAUAUAUACCGACUUCAGCUCUCCUGACGGAACAAACCGGCACUUGUCAGAGGUUAUAUUUUUCCACUGCAGUAGAAGAUUAAUAAAGCGGUGUCAAAUGUUUCCCCAGAACUUAGCUCUGUCUCCAAGCUUUUGGUCUUUCCAGUGAAAAGGUGGGGAAGCCUAUUCCCAGACAGGCAAAAAUGGAGACACAAGGCUCUGAAGGGCAGGAUGCUGGCUCACCGGGCCUUCUGCUUCUCUGUUUAGGGGUGAUGGGUGGGGGCAGAUCCACUUCCAUCAAAUCAAGCCUUUAUGCAGGCCAGAGGGGAAAGGCGGGGCGACCUGGCUCUUCGUCCCUGGAGUCUUUUGGCAAUAAGGGACAGGGGAACAGUGAUGACUUGACUCUCUCCCCCCCCCCGCCCCCAGCCCCACGGUGCCAUUUGGGGGAUUUUUUUUUCGGCCAGUGCCUGAAGGGUGGGCUGCUAUAAUGUAAAACCCUGGAAAUUGCUUUUUAGGAGGGCCUGCCUGUGGGGAAAAGUGGGGUGUAGAGGGAGGAGAAGCCAGUCUUCCCCCUCCACAGCUGACCCAACAACUCAAAAGAAAGGGGCUUAAGCCUUCUGCCCAGAUGAACGUAAUGAGCUGAAAUGGGUCCCACCCUGCACUGCAGCAUCUUAAAAGCUCUCAUACAGGGUAUCAGAUAAUGUGCCUUUUUCCGUGCCAGGUUCAGAAUCCGAUCAAUAGAUCGGUUUAAUCAAUGGACGUUUUGACCUCUAAUGAGCGGCCCGGGUGUUGGCUGGGCUGAGGAGGAGUGCCUCUCACCAGCUCCUGAGCCCUGGUUAGCAAAGGGCCUGACUCUCUUAAUUGGCAGUGUCUUUUUCCUUUUGUAUUUGAUUUUUUUAUUUCUCCUGCUCGAGAGGAAGGGGUGAGGUUAUCGCUAACCAAAAAUUCCCGGGAGUUAGGAGAGGAGUGAGGUGAGCUGAGACAGCGGCAUCUGAUCAUUCGACAGUGCUACCCACUUCUGCCCUGUGUAGCCGGCGAGCUGUAGACAGCAGGAGAAUAAAGUACACGGAGAACCAAAGUGGAAACAAACCUUUCAUGUGUCUGUCGUGUUUUGUUCCAGAGAAGCUGCUGUUCGAGCUAUAUCCCAGACCUGUUGAGUGGUGGAGAGAGGAGGAUAGGCAGAUCUGUUCCAUAGCUCUGGUCACGUUUUGGCUCCCGGUGGGAGUGACCGUCCUCUGACUCGAUUUUUUUUUUUUCUUGCUUAAUUUGCGGCCAGUGUGGCACCCGGGAUGUGGAAGGUGCCUAGCGGGCCCCUCUACCCCCACUCGCCCGCCCGGCCUUCCCCUCUCUCUCCUUUGAAAUGACCCAGCUGCGUGAGUGUGUGAUUGCUGCUUGUCAGGAAAGGUGUGCCCGGAGAGACAGGUGAGCGAGAGGGUGUUACGCUAGAGCUGUAGACUUCACAGCCUCCCCUACCCCGGCCCGGCCCCCACUAGCCCUUAUCAUGGUUAUGUUUGUUCCGCUUUGCUCUGUUCCUUUUCCCGCCCCCACCCAUCGCGUCCCGAUCCCCCGCACCCCGUCUCCCUCAGCCAUUCAUCUUAGCGUCAGUUGUCAAAGGCGUUGGCCCUUGAGACUUGGCCCACAGGGAAGAAAUUUUGGUCCUAGUGUAAUCUUUGCUAGUGCCCAUUUUAUGCAGCUCUUAGUAUUUUAUCUUUCAGAACCAAGCCACCGAUUUAACUUUCUCCCCCUGCAUCAAACGAGCGAUAGUUUGGCCUACAGAGGAACCCAAACUCCUGGCGUCCUCGGCUUCCGAUAGCAGCACGGCUCCGGUGGGUCCUCGUUCUCCCCUUGGGCCCCGAGCCUGUCCUUCCGUCCGUCUGUGAUGGCCUUAGUGACCUGCUAAGAACAGUUCUCUUGAGUCUGGCAACUAACCAAAACUGGUACCACCACUUUCUUGAUCUUGAAAUAAAAGUCCGCUUUAUUUUUAUUUUCAA